Molecule: messenger RNA, 378 nt
Organism: Entrophospora candida
Lineage: Eukaryota; Fungi; Glomeromycota; Glomeromycetes; Entrophosporales; Entrophosporaceae
Source: the annotation of a GenBank genome assembly
AUGAGUGUUUUUGUAGAGGGAUAUAAAUCUUCUGUCGUACUUGAACAACUUCAAAGUGUCAUUAGUCAAAAUGAACCAUUAAAGAAGCAAACCAUUAAAGAUGCAAUUUUUGAAAUUGUUGUAAAGAAUGCUGAAGGUAAAGAACAAAUUUGGACUUUGGAUUUUAAAAACGAAGGAACUGUUAUAGCUGGCAAAGGUUCAGCAAAACCUGAUAUUACUAUCAGUUUGUCGGACGAUACCUUUGUUGAUUUAUCAUCAGGAAAAUUAAAUGGUCAAAAAGCUUUUUUGGGUGGUAAACUUAAGAUUAAGGGUAAUAUGAUGUUGGCUACUAAACUAGAUAAAGUAUUAGCCAGUGUUAAACCUAAAGCUAAAUUAUAA